UAUACCUUUUAAAACCAAAAAAAUAUUUUUCAAAUCAGUUCAGAAGUCUUAUCUAAUAAUCGAUGUACAUGCAUAAAAAAAACAUACCGAUCAAAUUGAGAACCUCCUCCUUUUUGAAGUCGGUUAAAAAAUAGACAGUGAUUUUCAUGUAAAACACAAGCAAUAGUUCACAACUUUUGUUGUUGUUUUUAAUUUUACUUUAGUUCAUCAUCAGACCUUAUAGGGAGUUGACUUGAGUUUAUCUGUAUUUAUUUAGAAGCAUUGUUUAUAAAUUGAGUGCUAAUGUUGUGUAUAUACUUAAUAUUGCUUGCAGUAAUCUUAUCGGCAGUUUACUUAAAGCGUUCAUAUGCAAUUUGUCGAUCAAAACGAAGACUCGAUGGAAGGACUGCUCUGAUAACUGGAGGAACCACAGGUAUGGGAUUACAAAUCGCUAAAGAUUUCGCAGAACGUGGCGCGCGAGUUAUAAUUGCUUGUCCAUUCGAACAAGAGGGUGUCAACGCUCGAGAAUAUAUUAUCAGAAAGACAAGAAAUAAAGAAAUUGUAUUCAAACUCUUAGAUCUAUCAUCUUUGGCAUCGGUCAGAAAGUUUGCAAAUGAAAUAACUAAUGUAGAAGAAAGAUUGGAUAUGCUGGUCAAUAACGCAGGAGUUUUUUUUCAUAAAGAAUACAUUACCAACGAUGAGUUAAGUUCCACAAUGCAGAUCAAUUAUUUCGGGCACUUUUUACUAACAUUAUUACUUCUACCUGUUCUAAAGAAAACAGGUCAAGCAUCUAUAAAAUCUCGGAUAGUUAACGUGACGUCCCAAGCACACUUUAUCGGUAAGAUUGAUCUUGAAAAGAUAAAUGAUAUAAAACAUUGGACAUCAUUCCAAAUAUACGCGAAUAGUAAACUAUGUAUGGCAAUUUUCACUCGAGAACUGGCAAGAAGAUUGACAGAAUCAUAUGUAGUAGUCAACAACGCUGAUCCAGGAAUAGUAGCAACGUAUAUACUUAAACCAAGUAAUGUAAUUUUUAAAGCGACGACAUAUACAUCCUCAGCAGCAGCGCGUGUAUUUUUAAAGACUCCUUGGCAAGGGGCACAAACUACUAUUUACGCGGCCUUGGAUUUGAAUGCUGAAACUGUAAAUGGUGAGAUGUUUUACAAUUGUAAGCUUUAUGAGGCCUCUUCAGAAGUUUAUAAUGAAGAUUUGGCGAAGAUAGUGUGGGACGAAUCUGUGAAACUAGUUAAACUAAACCCGAGAGAGAUUACUGUAUGAAAUGAAAAAAUCUGAGUGCGGAAACUGUAGUGAAGCGACGUCAGUAAGAUCUCUACACUCUCUCUCACACGUGUAAAUAUUACAAUUAUAUUUACAUGUGUGAGACCGGACAUAAUUGUCUAUAAAAAGAUGCAAGAAGUUUAUAAGACCAAUUACAAUUCUUGUCAAUAAACUUUGUUAUUCCCAUGAAAUUGCAUUCUUUAGUUGAAUGUCAAGGUAAUUCAAUAAUUUGAAGAUCAAAACCUGUACAAUACUGUAAAACCUAAUAAAUAAAUAGUGAUUUGGUUUGAUUUGAUUUGAAAAUAAACCGAGUGAAUUGAAAGCACGGAAUCACGAAAAAGUGUAGAUUUUAAUUAGGUCUUUUUCCCGUGGCUAUUAUAAUGCUGCCGAAUUAAAAAAAUAUAUAAAAAAAUAUCAACCUACUUCAAAAACAUAAAACGUACCAACUAAACUAAAAAGCGAAAAAUAACAUUACGGUCUACCUGCUGAUCACUUUGAGGGCGAUGCUAACCCGGUGAUGUUAUAAUUCAAGCCAUGUAAGAAUAUCAAAAAGAUUAAGGUUUUUCAGUCAGUUAUUUCAUGUUGUUCAGAAACGACUUUGUAGAGCGUCCCGUUUUUACCUGACUGCAAGAAGGGUUAUGUUUUUCGCGCGUAUCUUGUAUGUAUGUUUGUAUGUAUGUAUGUAUGUAUGUAAUAUUCUUUAUUACCUCAUAUCUUCUAAACCACUGAACGGAUUUACGUAAUUAGGAUAUCGUUAGAUUUGUCUCGAUAACCCAAGUAUUCUUAGAUAGGUGAAACUAAAAAAAAUAACAAGACUACUGUGAGACGCUAUAGACUCGAGGUGAAAAUUUUUUUUUGUCUAAUUUAAUAAAAAGUUUUCUUUUAUUGUAGUAGGGACAACAGACAUCACUUACUUGUCGUAGAAGAAGAGAUAUAUUUACAAUCAAUCAUAUAAUAUAAUAAGCGUAGUUUUCAAACAAAUAAAAAAUAUCUUCUUAAUUAUGAAUCAUUUCGUUUUUGUUCCGUGACGCGUAGCUAAUGAGGUUCAGGGUUCUAGGUCAAGUCACGAAUUCGUAUUAUUCAAUAAGAAUACUCGAUAAUGUAUGUGGAACAAUGUAACGGUAUGGAAGGUCAACAUAAAUAGCUGAAUACGAGUAAGGCCAAUUUACGCAUACUUUUAAUUUAAUAAUAUGGUAAUUUCGAUUAUGUAAAAAGAAAAGGAAUCAGUGACUCUAUAGAAAUUAUAUAUUUUCUAGAUACUAGCUGUGC
Molecule: messenger RNA, 2523 nt
Organism: Bicyclus anynana (squinting bush brown)
Lineage: Eukaryota; Metazoa; Arthropoda; Insecta; Lepidoptera; Nymphalidae
Product: retinol dehydrogenase 11-like
Exons: 1
Coding region: 283-1254 (323 amino acids)
Source: RefSeq, a predicted model, not a curated record